Molecule: messenger RNA, 2754 nt
Organism: Polyodon spathula (Mississippi paddlefish)
Lineage: Eukaryota; Metazoa; Chordata; Actinopteri; Acipenseriformes; Polyodontidae
Product: transmembrane protein 151B-like
Exons: 2
Coding region: 800-2329 (509 amino acids)
Source: RefSeq, a predicted model, not a curated record
CAUACGUGUUACCCAUAUUAAUAUUAUUUUUUAAAAUUGCCAACAGACGACGGUGUAUUUUCUAUUAUGCUUUUACAAUCUCUUAAAAAAUAUUCAUUUUUUGGCGGUAGUUUGCAGUAAGCGCCGCGCUAAUUUAAAUGAUCAUUGCCGUUGCAGGCAGCAAAGGAGGAAAUUACAGCUACACAAGGUCACGUCUCUCCCCAGUAGGGAGUUUUUCCUUGUGUGCAGCCAGACUCUGUCCCUUCAAAGCACCUGGAUUGCAUUCCCAAGGAGUGCUCGGUUUCCCUCUAUACACCACUGGAUUUAACGGGUAGUGUUCACGAAUGGUAUUCGAACGGUUUUCUUUUUGUUUGUUUGUUUGUUUUAACGGCAUGCAUUAGGGAGUGCAUUUUUUCUAACAGAGCGAGUAGCAGCAUUUUAACGACGUGUAAGCCAUGCCUUUUUUCGUAUUUUCAAGAGAAAUAAACGAAUUGGCUGACGCUUUUAUUUGAUGCCCAACAUCUCUGUAUGGUGUAAAAAGGAUAUUAUUUAAAACAACUGCAUUUGCUUCCCACAAAAGUGUGGGACGGAAUUAUUCAUUAAAAUUACCCUUUUUGCAAUACGGAUAGAAUAAAAAGGAUUCCCACGUCAGCUGUGGUGGAGGUGUGGAUUGUUUUGCGCCGAUCCUAGAUGUAUUUUGUCAGAGUGUUUCCUGGAUGAUGUAUGUUAUGCUUGCAGUCGUUUUUUUGGCAUGCUCUGAUUUUGGACUCUUUGUUACAAAGGUGAUCCAUACCAUAUCCUCAUUACUAUCGACAGCACCAUGUCCCCUCAAGCUUCUGCUGCGGAGACGAUCAGUGAAAGCAGCACUACCAAUGUACCCGAGGAAGAGGAGGUUGAGAAUGACAGGGAAGAGCAGCGACCACUGAAGCAGUCCCUUAGCAAAUCACUAUGCAGGGAAACCCACUGGAAGUGCCUGCUGCUUUCCCUUCUCAUGUAUGGAUGCAUGGGAGCCAUGACCUGGUGUCACGUGACCACAGUCACCAGACUGAGCUUCGGCACUGCCUACAAUGAGGACACCAUGAUAUACCAUGACAGCCCCUGUUCUAAUGGCUAUGUCUACAUCCCCCUGGCCUUCCUGGUCAUGCUUUAUGUUGUGUAUCUGGUGGAAUGUUGGCACUGCUAUACCAGAAAUGAGUUGCAGUACAAAGUAGAUGUGGAAAGCAUCUCCGAACGGAUACAGAGGAUGCAGCAAGCCACGCCAUGCAUCUGGUGGAAGGCCAUCAGCUACCAUUAUGUGCGAAGGACGAGGCAAGUCACGAGAUACAGAAAUGGAGAUGCCUACACCACAACCCAGGUUUAUCACGAAAGGGUCAACACCCAUGUUGCUGAAGCUGAGUUUGACUAUGCCAACUGUGGGGUAAAAGACAUUUCCAAGGAUCUAAUGGGUUUGGAGAGCUUUGCUGUCACCAAACUGAGGUUCACCAAGUGCUUUAGCUUUGCUAAUGUUGAGUCAGAAAACUCAUACCUGACCCAGCGUGCUAGGUUCUUCACCGAAAACGAAGGCUUAGACGACUACAUGGAGGCAAGGGAAGGAAUGCAUCUUAAGAAUGUAGACUUUAAAGAAUACAUGAUUGCCUUUUCCGAUCCUGACCACCUCCCUUGGUAUAUCUCCCACUAUGUCUUCUGGAUUACAGCCCUUUUGACUCUGUCUUGGCCUCUUCGGGUGCUGACAGAGUAUCACACUGCUUAUGUCCACUACCACGUGGAAAAACUUUUUGGCUUCGACUAUGUUCCUGUGACCCCAUCUGAGGAGCGACCCUACUGCAGGAGGAUACCUCGGGUCAACACCAUUGACAGCACAGAGCUCGAGUGGCACAUUAGGUCCAACCAACAGCUGGUCCCCAGCUACUCCGAGGCUGUCUUAAUGGACCUUUCCCAGCUCUCCAGCUGCAACACUUACACUGUGUGCGACUAUGGUAAUUACAGACAGAACUGCGAUAGGUGCCACAGAACCAUCAGCAGCUCUUCCAUCUUCUCCAGGAGUGCGCUAAGCAUAUGCAAUGGCAGUCCUAGGAUCCCCUUCAGCGCCAGCAGGUUCUCACUGGGACGCCUCUAUGGGUCAAGGCGCAGCUGUCUGUGGAGGAGCCAGAGUGGGAGUCUUAAUGAACAGAAUUGCUCCAACGAGAAUACACGCUGCUUGUCCGGGCAGAUCACAAAUGAAGAGGAUCCUCCACCCUAUCAGGAUGCCGUUUACUUCCCUGUUUUAAUAGUUCACAGGAACGAAGGCUGCCUCAACCAUGAUCACAGGUCCCUGCACAGGAAUGGCUCCUGUGUCGAGACGUCCUUAUGACUAAAUAUGAGAACUUAAAACCGAGGUAGAUUUGGUGAACAAUUGUAUACUGUUUACACAUUUUGAACUAAAGAAACACUUUAGGUUUAUGGAGUUACUAAAGUUGUGUUAAAAUACCUGUGUAAAAAUUAAGUUUUAGUGCCCCACACAGUUAAAAAGGGUUUAUAUAUUUAAGGUGGUUGCCUUAUAAGCCCGUGUUUGAAAAUAUCGGCAGAAAUAUAGGUGUACCUGUAAAUUGUUCAAAAUAUUACACACAAAUACCAUUUCUUUGUAUUCAGAAAGGAAUAAAAUGUAUGUGCCUGGAGCUGAAACUAAGAUGUUUGGGGAAUGUAAAUAGACUGGGAAUAAGAUAUGAAGUGCACAGAAGGUUAAACUAUGAAAGAAUUUAGUAAACAGUCACCAGGGAUCAUAACUUUUUAUAAAAU